CCUGAACGAAAACGAAUAGAGGAGGCUCUUGUAUGCAGCCGCCUACCUGUGUCUCAUUAAACUGACCUUCAUCGUGCGCAAGGAGUGCCGAAUUAGUGAAGCGACUUGUAUGGACUUCAUUUGUAUUUAAGCGAAGGUAAACAUGAGUAAACCUAACACCUCCAAACUUAAGAAACUUUUUAUGAAAUCAAAGUCAACGGAAAAGGAAAACCACAUUGAGGAGAAACAUGUCCAGGUGCCGCGAAGUGAGAUCUCCAGUCCCGGCGCGAAGUCAGCGACCCUACCGACGAGUCCGUUGGGUGUCGGGAGCGCAGCGAAUGAUGUCUUCUCCUCACCUACGAGUCCUGUGAAGAAGCGAUUUGGGUCGCUGCGAAUUCGGAGAUCAAAAUCAAAGGGACUCAGCAGCGGUUCUAUGGUCAGCGACACGGACUCUAUGAAUUGCUCGUUUGCAGAUGAUGAUGAAAAUUCCUUUAUGUAUGCCGAGACCUCCUCAACCCUCAGUCUGGAUAUCUCCCGUCUGUCCAAGAAGAACUCUGGGGAGAGGGAAGGAGGAGUGUUCAAGCGUCUGGGCAGUUUCUUGGGCCUUCAGAAGAAGAAGAGCCGCAGUGCCUCCCAGAGCAGCCCGGGGUCACCCAGCGCCGGGGCGACCACCCCCUCGGUCCUCAGCGACGCCACCAGCAUCUGCAGCAUCGCCUCCAUCAUCGAAGACGGCGGCGACCUCCCAUUCGCGGACUGCUCCGAGGGCAGCGAGACCGAGAGCGUCCGGGGGGUGCAUGUGUGCGAGCUGAAAAGCGAGAUUGAGAAGAGCACAGAGCAUCUGCCGGAGGGCCAGGCGGACGAGCAAGGUCCAGGCAGCAGGAGAGGAUCAGGGGCAGACCAGCCUGAGGUGAGCGAGUGGAGUCUGGUGGACGAGGUGAACAAGAAGCUCCAGGAGCACCAGGAGAAGACCGCAGGCAGAGAGGGAUCAGAGCCCAGCAAAGCACAGACCGCUCAAGCCACUAUCACAAGCCCCAGUCAGGUCAAAUCCCCUGUGAAAAAGACCGUUGUGAUACCUGCACUCAGUAACCGUAGCAACUACUCAGCUCUUGUGGGCGUGACUCUCGGUUCCAAGUCCCGAAAUUCGAGUGUCACCGGCCCCAUCACCGAGGAGGACGAGGAGGGGUGCGAGACAGAGGGAGGUGACGGCAUGGGGAGGAAGGGCGCCGCGCGCCGGAAGCCCCGCAAGCUGAGCACUGCGGAGCCUCUGUCCCCCACGCAGACGCACACACCCACGCAGGCUGGGCCGCGGGGUGAAGAGGUGGGUCCCUCCACAGACUCACCUGUGCUGACCCCACCUCCCGCACCUGUUGGAGCACAGUCAGGUGUGACGCCAACACCUGAGCCAGAGGUGCCUGCUUCAACACGGCAGACUGCACACACACCCUGCUCAAAAGAGGAGUUGCUCACACACACACCCUCACCGGAGGGGGACCAAACUGCCGCUCAGCAGGAGGCUCAGAGCACAGAGGAGAAGCGCAGGAGUGUGAAGCUUUCCCACAGAGAGAAGGUGUUCGCCAAGCGUGUGUCUGUGAGCCCCCAGGCCAGCGUGGACAACACUGACCAUACAGCCCAAGAGCUUGACCCAAGGAGUGAGACUGGACAGACGUCAGUAAAACUAAAUGUGAAAGUAGAAAGCAAGCAGCUGCUAGAGGAGACAACAGAGCCUGGGACAGAUGCUCCUGAGGAGAAUCCAGGCAUUCAGCACGUAGACAAACUUCCCACAGCCACUGUCAACACCGAAAUGCCAGUUUCCAAAUUGCAAAUAAGCCGGCUGGGGUCAGGGGUCGUCAGCAGACCAAUCAGACAGGCGGACAGUGAACCUAAUGAGUCUCCUACCUCAGCUCAGCGCCCGCCAGUGGCCCCAAAGACCAAAGCAACAGCAGAAAAGGGCCGGACCUUGUUGGUGAGUGAUGGGGAACCACAGAAAACUCCCAAGACCGGAAGGGAACCCAGGUCGCCUACAAUAAAGGAGUCACCUAACAACAGCCAGACAGAGAUUAAGUCUAAAAUUCCAAAAAUGUCUUUCUCUGAUGGUGCUCCAAAAACUGCCCAAGGAACGGAUGGCAGUGGAGAUGUUAGUGGUCGUUUGACAUUUGGGAAAGAGCGAGAAGAAAAGGGGAACGGGCCAAAGUCAGAUGACCCUAAUUUAGGCGACCGGAUUGCUUUGUUGCCUGGGGAGACUGAGACGAAAACAGACGGAAAAAUCCUGAAGGCGCCCAGUGCCACAAGACCAACCACAGAGGCAGUGCCAGGGUCUGAGGAGGCCACACCCUCUGAGGAGCCUGCCAGCCCCCUCCCACUGAGAGAGGCUGACAACAGGCACAUUAGCCGAGACCAAACAGGAAAGCCCUCUGAAUUGACUACAGUAGAGAAAAGUCUGGAGAGGAGACAGGGCGCUUUUUUGAAAAACACAGGCGCACCAAGUGGACCCAAGGAAAAUUACAGUGUUAAAUCACAAGCACAGACACCCAUGGCCAAGAGCAGGCUCCCUAAAGUCACUGAGGGCGCCUCAGUCAGGAAGCCCGUCGACGGUAAAGUCAAGAUAAGUGACUCAGGUGGAAAGAGCGCCCUGCUCAAAAACAGAUUGGCAAACAUGGCCCCUCUCUCCCCUUCCAGGAGCAACCAGCAGCAGCAGCCGCAGCUGAGCACAGACGGUGCUGGCCCCUCCCUCCAUGAGAGCUCCAGGAAAGGCAAAUCAGAGGCCUCACCUACAGGAAGUCGGCUGCCCCGCCCCUCUCUGUCCAGCCCCCCCUGGCAGUCUUCGAGCGAGGACUCCAGCCACGGAGAGGGUGAGUCACUCAGCCCAACGGUACUGGCAGAGGCCAAGCCAGAGAAACGUGACUCACAGUGUACAAACGGACACAGCGCUGACAGCAGAGGCUCAGACGCUGAACACAGUGGAACUGUGAGAGCUGCAGCUGUAGAAGGCGCCUCAGGAGUGGAGCAAGGAGAGAGCUGCAGCCCAAACAAGAAGCCUCCUCUGGCUAGAAAACCCCUCCCAUCCCGCCUCAAGAGCCCCACAAAACUCAAAACUUUGAGGGGUGGUGAGAAGGCGGAAAAUUCUGCCCAGCUCGCAGCUCCAGUGACAGAGCAGCAGACUCCAGAGCAGGGACUCGCAAAGAAGUCCUCCACAGAGAAGGCUGAGAGAGAGGCAGUGGCUGUUACUGACAUGGGCAACACACCGAGCGAGACAAACUACAGCAGCAGCAGUGAUGAGACUGUUACGAAAUCCGACGCAGAGUCCACUGACUCCGGGGGCUGUAAAUCUCAAACAAAUGAAGAGCAGACCAAGCCAGAUGUGGAUCCCGCGGACAAGGUACAGCAGAGCAAGCCAGAUGUGGGCCGCCCCGCGAGGAUGGAAAGUAAACAUGCGCAAGAGAAAGGAGAAAAGGGAAAAUCAAGCAUGGUGAGUGUAGCAGGGCAUGUGGUGGAGAAGCAAGCUCCUGCAAAGCCUGCUGUGGAGAAGACGACCAAACAGAAAGGGAAAGACCCAGAGGAGGUGAAGACAAACAAACCCACCUCAUCUAACUUGCCUUCAUCAAACAUCGAACCGCCUAUGAGCCCAAAGAACAGAGAGGCUUGUAAAACCACAGCAGAAGUUUCUGAGGAAAAGCCUGCUCCUGAGAAGGCUGUUGAGAAGACACCAAAACAAAAAGGAAAGGAUAAAUCAGAGCAACAGGAAGUGAAAUCUCCCAAACCUAUCCCAUCUGAUCACACCUUUGCACUUCUAAAAGACAAGGAAUCAGCUACUGCUUCAGUAGAAUGUGUAGAAAAAAAGCCGGUUCCUGAAAAGAUGUCUGUAGAAAAGACACCAAAACAAAAAGGAAAGGCUACAGCUGAACCACAGGAAUUAAAAUCUCCUAAGCCUCCAUCACCAGACCGUGUCGACAAACCUCCCAAGAGUCAGAAAAACACUGCAUCAAUCCAGAAUGCCUCAGACGUCUCCAAAGAAGUGAAGGCUAAGCACACGGAGAGGCCAGUGGAGAACGGCCUGGAUGCUACUGCAGCAGGUCCACCCACAGCAGUGUUUACUGCAGUCACAGAGAAAGACUUAAGCAAAGCUGAGAAGGAAACAUCUCGAGAGAGUCAACAGAGGAGCGUCACAGAAUCCCUGAAGAAAGAAGAAACCGUUUUAACACCAGAGGAGAGCAAACCAUUGGUUGCAGAUGCACCUGUGAACACAGGUGAAGCGAGAGAAAUGAGGAAAAAGAAAAAGAGACAUUCAAAGACAGCAGAGGAGACUGCAGAGAGCAUUAAGACCCCAACUGAUAAUAGCGAAAUACAGCAAGAAAUUGAGAAACUAGCAGACAAACCCAAAGAGCAACAGGACUCCAAAGACUCCCAACAGAUGAAUAAAACUCUGAUACAGAACACCACAAACCAAAAUAAAGUCGAAGAAGCACCAAAGAUCAUUUCUUCCAAAUGUCCAGAUGAGAAACCAGUGACUCUCUCCAACUUGCCAAAACCAAAGACAAGAGAUGCUGAACAUGCUCCUAAAGAGCACAUGGCACCUGUGGUCUCUCCGGCCAUUCAAGAUCUCCUGCCCAUUAAAAACAAAGCUGAAGUCAAAGAGAAAGUGACAUUUGCUGCCUUAAACCCCCAGGAGGACACUGAGAAGUCUAAAACUCAUAAAGCAACCACAGUAGUCAACGAUCCUCCCAAAAACCUCCUCUCCCUGAACCUCAGCUCCACAAAGAAGUGUAAUCAGGAUGCCCCAUCCAGCUGGCUAGAUGUAGACAACAAAUUUGGCAAGAAGCGUGCAGAGAGGAAUAUGGAUUGCUCUGUCAGUGAUGACGACAACCUUGAUGCAUCGGACGACUUUGAUAACUUCAUCCGGAACAUCAAGGAGCUGGGCACACCUUUCUCAUUCCCUCCCAGGAGACCUGGCCAGGCCAAGCUGCCCUCCCCUCCCUUUGCGAUGCCCGCCAUCAAGGAAGACAACUCUGAGAAGGUAUUCGACCCCAAAACGUUUGAUUUUGGGAAAAGGAAAAAGAACUUCGCAAGAGAUCUGUCUCCCGCUAUGGUCAUUAACAGAAGUAACAGGGACAAAACCAAGGUCCCACGCAAGCGCAUGACCGAGGACAGCAUGAUAUACCACGAAAUCAAGUCCUCCUCACGACCAAGCUGCGAAGAGAGAGCUGGAAGAGAGCACCACAGGGGCGAGGGCAAACUCCUCGAUGAGGACGACAACAUAGACAAAGAGGCAGCUGAGGAGAGUGGGUUGGCUUCGUCAAGGCUGGGGCGAAUCUCCAUCUUGUCCAGUCUAAUGCAGUGGAAUAAACCUGUUAGGACUCCUUUCUCUGCUAUGCCUGAGGCAGGUGAGGCCGUUACCCCUGCAGAGCGUAGCUCACCUGAGUUACAACCCAGUCCCACCUGUCCGUCUCCACCUUCCUUUACUGACGUCCAUCUGCCUGACCUGCUGGAGAAGUAUGUCAAGAAGAAUGACACCCCUGCCAGUAAUCCAAAGGCCUUUGAGCCACCUUCUCUGCUGCCAACACAGGAAAAUAACAGUGCCCCAAAUCCACUCACCUCAGGCAUACAUCAGCACAACCUCCUUGGACUCACCCCUCCUCCACACAUCAUCCAGCCUCCACCUAAGAGCAAACUACCACCAACACCGGUCAAGAUUCCCACAUCAAGAGGAUUCCACAAACGCCCAGGAAAGAUGGUGGUGUUUGAGCAGGCUGAGUUUGGCGGCCAGGCGGCUGAGAUCUUUGGGGACGUGGAGGAUGCUUCCUUCCUGCAGCUGUCUCCUGUCAUCUCAAUCAAGGUGGUCAGAGGAUGCUGGCUGCUAUACGAGAUGCCGGGGUUCCAGGGCCGGAUGGUGGCUCUGGAGGAAGGGCCCAUGGAGCUGCAGAACAUGUGGCCGGAACCGGAGCCACCGGGACUCGCCAUGCCAACGACCCCCUUGAAGAUCGGAUCCAUACGGCUGGCAGUGAGGGACUACAGCAUGCCGAGAAUCGACUUGUUCACUGAGCCCAACGGUCUGGGCCGCGUCUCCACCUUCACCGACUUCACCCCGGAGGUGUGCUCUUACUCCAUCCCCCAGAACACCGCCUCCAUCAGAAUCCACUCUGGAGUGUGGUUGGUGUAUAGUGACCCAGGGUUUCAGGGUAUGUUAUCAGUGCUGGAGGCUGGAGAGUUUCAUUAUCCAGAGGCCUGGGGCUUCCCAAGCCCCUUUGUGGGAUCCCUGAGGCCCCUGAAAAUGGGUGGGAUUAAAGUGGAAAAUCCAUAUGACGUCAAGGCCUUGGUCUACGAGAAGGCCCAGUUCCAGGGAGAGUGCAUGCUGCUGGACUCCGACGUUUGGGACUUUGGAGAGGGGGAGGGAGAGGAGGAGGAGGAGAAGGAGGAGGAGAAAGAGGGAGAGGAGGAGAGAGAAGGAUGCCCCAACAGCCCAGCUGACAGGAAGAAGACACUGAGCACUGUGGGCUCCAUCAAGAUAGUUGGGGGAUUGUGGGUGGGUUAUGGAGAGCCUGGUUUUGAGGGUCCACAGUAUCUUCUGGAGGAAGGGGAGUAUGCAGACUGUUCAGCCUGGGGAGGCUUAGGGGACACACUGAUGUCUCUACGACCUGUGCAGUCGGAUCUGACGUCCCCCCAUCUGAAGAUGUUCAGUGAGCUGGAUUUCGGGGACAGAGGUGUGAACAUAGACCUGUUUGUUCCUGUGCCGAAUAUGGAAAAUACUGGAUAUGGCUCAAGGACAAGGUCUAUGGAUGUGCUGUCUGGCAUCUGGGUGGUGUUUGAGAAGGAGGGCUUCUGUGGUGAGCUGUACGUGCUGGAGAAGGGCCUCUACUGCACCCCUGAGGACUGGGGCAGCAGGACCCCGGCGGCGGCCUCCGUCUUGCCUGUGAUGCUGGACAAUGUGGAUACUUUGAGCAAGUUUAAGGCACUGCUGUUCCCCGAGCCUGGGUUCCAAGGAGAACCGCUGCUUCUGGAGGACAGCACAGCCAGCCUUCCUGAUGGGUUCCGCCUAAGCUCGUGCAAGGUUCUGUCUGGAAGCUGGGUGGCAUUUGCAGGGCCUCAGUUUACAGACCUGAUGUAUGUGCUUGAGGAAGGGGAGUAUUCAACUCUGGAAGCCAUGGGCUGCGAGGACACACAGUCUGGCAUCUGCUCCAUUCACACCAUAGCACACGAGUUAUCUCUUCCCUCCAUCACACUCUUCUUCAAGCCUGACCUCAGAGGCAGGAGGACAGUGUUGACAGACAACGUAGUGAACCUGUCACUGGCAGGCAUUGAUGGCCGCACACGCUCAACACUGGUCAGCGGCGGCAUCUGGGUAUUGUAUGAGCAGAGCAAUUACAGAGGGCGGCAGGUCCUCCUCCAUCCCGGCAAUGUAUCUGAUUGGCUGCAGUUCAGUGGCUGGCAACGAAUCGGAUCCCUGCGUCCUCUGAUGCAGAAACCGGUGUAUGUGCGUCUGCGCAAUGAGGAGUCAGGCUUUGUGAUGUCGCUGAGUGGACCGCUGGACGACAUCAAGCUGCUGCGAGUGCAGGCCCUGGAGGAGAGCGGAGGGCCUGAGCAGAGCUGGCUCUACUGCAACGGCCUGCUGCGCUGCAAGCUGGUGGAGGACUGUUGCCUGGAGACAUCAGGCACUGUGGUGAUGGCCGGCUGCCGGCUGACCGUCUCGGCCGAGGCGGGGAAGGAGAAUCAGCUGUGGGACAUCACACCGGACGGACACAUACGCACACACAUCAACCCUGAGCUGGUGCUAGAGAUCAAAGGCGGCCAGCAGUACGACAGGAACCAGGUGGUCGUCAACACGUUGGACGAGAGGAAGGCCAGCCAGAGAUGGAUGGUGGAGAUCCUAUAACCGCCUGCCUGGCCACCACCACACUAAUGACUGACAUCGCAGAGCCCUGUGUCCUCACAGAUCUCCGCAAGAGGCCUCUCAUGAACUCUCAAGAGCCAAGGAGAGGACCUCUUCAACAUCGGCUACUUCUUGAGGCCUCUGUGGACGUCAACGCUAGCACCACACAGCAGCUCAGUGAAAAGCGUUGGACUUCAAAGGGCUGGUGUUUGUGUAACCAAGCUCGCUAGCAAUCAAGUUCCCCUGACCUUCCCCUGUGCACUAAUUUAUCUGGCACUUUUUUGAAGAACAUUCCGGAACCACUCAUGUGUUCUCAAGCCUACUUUAAACAUCACUAGAACCCCAGUUUGAAUGUCGACCAGACACAGGGAGUGUGGACCCACGUCUGGAAAAUGUUUAGCCUUAAGACGCUCUACAUGUAUGUGCACAUUACGGACCAAUACAACUUUUGUGCUUCCAUAAUAGAGUCAGGUUAUGACUAACCAAGCCGUUUUUGGCAUUGCAUGAAUCAUCUGACCUUCAUGUGGCUUUGUAUAUUAUACUACACUUCACUACACACACACACACACACACACACACACACACACACACACACACUUCUGCACAUGCUGAAUAUGGCUUCUGAUGGAAGCCAUGUAGGUGUUUACUAAAAGUCUGACAUUACAUUAUUAAAUUUUUAGCACAAAUGUCUGUAAAUGUAUGAUUUUCCAUAAUGUAUUACUUUCUAAGCAUAUUUGUUUGUUGAAUCUCAAACCCACGUGUCUGUAAUCCCACACACACAAGCAAUAGACACAAAAACUCGCUGUAAGAUGCUGCCAUGGUUGGAUAUCCGUAAUGGAUAUACAGAUAUACAGAUGUUUUUGCUCUGCAACUGGUUUUGUUCUUGUAAAUGUUGGACUUUUCUAGAAAAUACUGAUACUGUUACAUUCCAAAGGAUUAAACUGUCUUUUAUUGUC
Alosa sapidissima (American shad) is the source of this 8796-nucleotide messenger RNA. RefSeq names its product crystallin beta-gamma domain containing 1a (gene crybg1a). The transcript is spliced from 23 exons. The record is from RefSeq and is a predicted model, not a curated record. NCBI's taxonomy places the organism in Eukaryota, Metazoa, Chordata, Actinopteri, Clupeiformes, Clupeidae. Bases 143 to 7843 code for a protein of 2566 amino acids.